AUUCACACCUGGGUCACUUGUUCUUCACUGUCUAUCCAACUCCCUCUCCACACCUGCCACCAUGACUCGCUUUUUCUGCUGUGGAAACUACUUCCCAGGGUAUCCUUGCUAUGGAACCAACUUCCACGGAACCUACAGAGCCACCCCCCUGAACUGUGUCGUGCCUUUGGGCUCCCCCCUGAACCAUGGCUGUGGAACCAUCUACAGCUCCCGCAACUUCUGCUAUGGUGGCGUUAGUAACUUCCAGAAUCCAGGCUGUUGCUAUGGCAGCAGCUUUUACAGGCCAUGGGGCUCUGGCUCUGGCUUCGGCUACAGCACCUACUGAUGGACCAACGGCUCUGGAGACUACAGGACCCUCAACCAGCUACCGUCCCAAGAAACAACCUGAAAAGCAAUGUCUGCCUCCCAGCCUCCCACUUGGGCUUGCAAGGCAGAGACACAAAACACUGUGGUCUGGUUCUUCAGUAAUGCUGAGCGGGAGCCCAUCUCCGAGCUGAAACUCAUCUACAGCUAAGAGGAGCAAGACGCGCUCUUUCAUGAGAGGCUGGAAACUACAUCAACAUAAAUGUAUUUCCAGUUGGGGUGUGUGGGCAGGGUCUUAGUGCUAGUCUUCCAAUAAAUUUCUUCAUGCAUUAUA
Molecule: messenger RNA, 637 nt
Organism: Rattus norvegicus (Norway rat)
Lineage: Eukaryota; Metazoa; Chordata; Mammalia; Rodentia; Muridae
Gene: Krtap7-1
Product: keratin associated protein 7-1
Exons: 1
Coding region: 62-325 (87 amino acids)
Source: RefSeq, marked validated